Clarias gariepinus (North African catfish) is the source of this 3775-nucleotide messenger RNA. It is a transcript of the gene vopp1b, whose product is annotated as VOPP1 WW domain binding protein b. Bases 386 to 895 code for a protein of 169 amino acids. Gene Ontology annotation, cellular component: cytoplasmic vesicle membrane. The record is from RefSeq and is a predicted model, not a curated record. Lineage: Eukaryota; Metazoa; Chordata; Actinopteri; Siluriformes; Clariidae. The transcript is spliced from 5 exons.
UUUCAGGGGCUGAGACAAACUGCGCGUAGAAAAUAAUUAUAUUGCCGUUUCUUUUUGUAUUUGUUCGUGUCUGUUGUUGUGUGUCUGGGUAGCGGAUCUCGUCUCCUCUGAGAGACUUUAGUGUGAAAGCGUGGCGCUGUAAGGAAGAGCGGGUGUGUGUGUGUGUGUGUGUGUGUGUGUCCCGCAUUGACAGUAUGCGCUACGGAUACACACCGAGCUUCGACUAGCGCUUUGUGUUGCAGCCAGAAGCCACCAUGGAGUGAAAGGAUCUUUCUUCACGCGCGGACAGUCCACACAGAUCUGCUAUGAAGGCGUCGUGGUGACCGGAAAUUCUCUCUGUGUUUUUGCACCCAGGUGCCAAAAUUUAAAGCUAAAGGGAGUAAAGAUGAAGCAGCAUGGAGUGGGUGUUUUACUGACGCUGUGGCUGUUUAUGGAGUGUAUAGAAGCGAAGAAAUACUGCUGGUUUUUUCAGGAGGGAUACCCCACCUAUUUCAUAUGCCGUUCGUAUGAGGACUGUUGCGGGACUCGCUGCUGUGUGCGCGCUCUGUCCAUCCAGAGGCUCUGGUACUUCUGGCUGUUGCUGAUGAUGGGAGUGCUUUUCUGCUGUGGAGCCGGCUUUUUCAUUCGCAGACGUAUGUACCCAUCUCCUCUGAGCGAAGAGCCUGCCUUUAACGUGUCAUUUACCAGACACCCUGUGAGCACACCAGUUUCUCAGCAGCCUGGUAUUCAGGGCUAUGGUGACCCUAGCGUUGCCAUGACGAUGCCAAUGGCCCCUGCCUACCCGGGCCAGCCCAGCACAGCCCACAUGAUGAAUUCAUAUCCACCACCACCUUCCUACUGCAACCAUCCUCCACCAUCUUACGACCAGGUCUUCAAGACCACGGAGAAGAAGUAGGUCCAGAUGUUCAUCAUGGCACACCACACUGCAGCAGAUCAGAGAUCUGAGUCCCGACAUAAUGCUGCCAAGAACCUCUGGCAGCAACCAUUGAAGCAACUCUUGGGUUGCUUUAAGUGGCUUGUUUUAUGUUUGCGUGCUUGUUUUAGGAUACAGCAUUUUUUCUGUCAUGUUCAUUGUUCAGCAUUUUAUAGGUGGCCAGAGCUGCUUAUGUCUGACUUUGUAUUGAAAUAACGUGCAUUGACUGUGUAUUGAAGUAACAUGAAUAUGAAAAGAACAUGAUUUUUGGGGGGGGAUGAAAAGACAUGCAGAACAUGAACCUGCGCCUCAGAGUUUUCAUAAAGGAGCUGGGUGGAGGCGAAAGAUGGACAUUGGCAUACCGGAAAGAAGGUGGAAUUAAAUCCAGUUGUCAUGUUUUUACAGUUGUUGCAAUUAUGCGAAAGAAAAUGACAGUUAUCUUUGAAGGACACCCUCCCUUGGCAAGUCCAUUGUGCUGCCUGGGCACUUUGCAAACCUGAAGACUUGGAACUGAGAAAUCAAACCAUCUUUACUAGGGACUGCAGCAAGGUCUUCGUUGUGUUUGAACAACAGGAACUCUUUAGCAAAAAGUGAUAAAGCAGAGAAUUUCCCAAGGCAACUGAGCAGGUGUGAUAAUAACCAAUCGGAAAGGACAGCACACCUUUCAAUCCACUAAUCAAGCAGGUCAGCACAGUUCAUUCAUCCAUUCCCCCAAUCCAUUAUACAUCAGAGACAAUUGGCUUUUGUAAGUAAAGGUCUGAUCUUGAAUUAGCUCCAUCUUCAAAUAGCUUGAUGGUGAUACACAGCUAAAGUCGGGAGUUAACAUACAGUACACUUAAGUUAAAGUCAUUUAAAUUGAUCACUGUUUGUAAUUUUUCCAACAGUCAUUUUCAAAUUAUUUCACUUAUAAUUCACUAUAUUAUGAUUCCAAUCAGUCAGAAGUUUACAUACAUUUAUUUGACUGUGUGAUCUGAUGAAAAAAUGAAACUAUUUGGCCAUGAUGGCCAUUGUUACGUCUGGAAGCUCCAACUACAUCAUCCCAAACAUGAAGCAUGGGGGUGGCAGCACCAUAUCAUCACCGUGCUGUGCUGCAAGAGGAACUGGUGCACUGGUAACUCAGAAGGCUAGGGCACUGAGUUACUGAUUGGAAGAUUGGCGGUUCGAACACCAGCUUCACCACAAUGCCAUUGUUGGGCCCUUAAGCAAGGCCCUUAACUCUAUCUGCUCCAGUGGCCCUGUAUCAUGGCUGACUGUGCCCUCUGACCCCAUUUACGCUGGGAUAUGCGAAAAAAGAAUUUUACUGUGCAGUAAUGUAUAUGUGACCAAUAAAUGCUUAACAAAAGAGAUGGCAUCAUGAGGAAGGAAGAUUAUUUGGAUUAUAUUAAAGCAACACCUCAAGACAUCAGCCAGGAGGGUAAAAAUUGGUUUCAAAUGGUUGUCUUACAAAUAUACAUCGACCCCAAUCAUACUGCCAAAGUUGUGGCACAGUGGCUUAAAGGCAAAAAGUUGAGCCUUCAAAAAAGUUAAUAAUCAAAAAGCCCUGACCUCAAUCUAAUAGAAAAGUUGUGGAAAAAACUGAAAAAGCAUAAGCGAGCAGGGAGGCCUACAAACCUGACUCCAGCACCUUAUUGUAAGAAGCUUGUGAAAGACUACCAAACAAGAUUAACCUAAGCUAAACAAUUUAAAGGUAAUAAUAAAUACAAAUCAAUUGUGUGUAAACUUCUGACCUACUGGGAAUGUGAUGAAAAAGAAAACUGUAAUAAAUUGUUCAAUUACUAUGUAAUCUUUUUCUCAGCUGUAUUUGAAUAAGGUGUGUGUAAAUUUUCAACUUCGCUGGUAACUGUUGAGGACAAGUCCAAGGGUAGUCCAUUUGUGAUGCCCAGCAUGCAGCCAUUUCACUGCCAUACAUAAGCUCAAGCCACCAUGCUGUAAUCUAAACAUUAUUUCACUUUUUGGUUUCCUAAUGUAGUAUUGGACUUGCCAUUUUACCCUCGACUAUAGAGAAGGUCUCGUGAUCCUUAGUGACUUGUUCUGAUCACAGAAAAAAAAAAAAAAAAAACUGCUGUACCCAGGACCAAAAACGUUUACUCAAAAGCACACUCUUGAUGGAUGGAGACGAGAAUUACAAAGUGCACAAUUAAUUGCUAAUAUAAACUGUUAUACUCUGAACUAUUUUUAAGCUUUGAAGUUGAAAGAAGUGUGCAGCAAAUCUAGGGUGACACUCAGCUCUAAAAUUACAAUAAAUUAUUGUUCUUGUCACAGUGGUGUCAGCUUUCUUUGACAAAAGGUACAGUAAUAAAAAAACUAGCAUUUGAUAGUGCAGCCUUUUCCUGGGAUAAAAGCGUAGCACCAGGUUUAAUAUUAACACUUCACCUUAACGAUGACAUGCCUUGAAGCCUAAUGUCAAUCUUUUAUCAAUGUGAAAGAAACAGGAUUUUUUUUAAAUGGAUCUUUAAAGAAAAAAAAAAGUUUCCUGCAAAGUUUGAAACGUUUUAACUAGAAAGUUUUGAAUCAAGUUGAUAAUGCAUGAGAAGGCGUUAUGAGGAAAUCAAAUUUUGGAAAUGGCAACAUGUGCUAUUUUAAUCUUUUGUUGAUUAUGUACAUUUUAAUGGCUGUUCUAUGCAAAGUAAAGAUCGAGUCGGUUACAUGUACAUCUUGCUUAGUUGUGAUAGGUGUGUGUGCUGUAUCACUGUAUCAGACUUGGCUGAAAGACAUGCAAGUUACAGGUGUAAGUGCUAACCAAGUAUCAAGCCUUCAAAAUUUAGCUAAAACACAAGAGUUUCUGUCCUUUAUCUAAAGAAGAUAUACUGUUCUGUCAUAUUGUAUCCAAUAAACUGUCAUUGACAUGUCAGUGAUCAAGAA